AAGACAGCGUCCUCUCCGGCCGCGCGUUGGGAGCCCCGGGGGAGGAGCAGCCGAGCCGGGCGGAGCUGCCCCGCUGCGGCGCACGAGGAUCCGGAACCAGCUCAGCUUCCUUCUUCCCAGCACUGGGGAGCCCAAGCCCGCCGUGCCUGCCGCUUCCCCCUCCUCCUCCUCCUGGCCUGCCGCUGCUCCGGGAGAACGAAGAAGCCACGCCACCCCCGGAGAGGCGCCUUCUCUUGCAGCCGUGGGAAGCGGCCUGACUGCGGUCGCCUGCUUGGCUUCUGCGCCGCUUCGGCUGCCCGAUUGCUGGCUCGUCCGAUUGCCCUUUCUGCCCCCUUCUCCUGCCCGGCUCUUCUCCUUCUCCUUCUGCUGCCGCUAAGGGGGUUCGCUCCUGCUCCCAGCCAGCCCCUCCGCAACCGCCCCUGCUCAGCUGUCCUUGGAGGCGAGGUGUGUGCGCGUCCCAAGUUCCAGACCGCUCGCCUGGAAGGCGGAUUUGGGGCACCGGGUGGAUGAUCGGCUGCGGUUCGCCGGCUGAGCGGCAGCGCCCCCGAGUCUGAACGCUCGUCCCCCUCGCCCUGCAGAGACGCUCCCCAGGAAAGAGCGCCCCGUCCUAAGCUGGCCCUUGCUUAUUAUGAGCGCUUCCCCCCGUCGGGUGGAUUUCUCCGGGCUCCGUUCCGCCGGUGGCCUCCGCUGAUUCCGCAGCCCGUCCCCCAACCGCCUCCGAUGAAACCUUGAUACAACCAGGCAGGGUCGUCGGAAUCCAACCACCCCUUAGGUCCGGCUUUUCCCGGGCACCAGAGGAUCGCCAUGCCGGCGGCGCGAUGCCUGGAGAGGCCCCGCUGCUCCUUCCGCGCUUUGCCUUUCCUCUUUGGCGCGGCUGCCCUGCUGGGGCUGCUGCCGGUGCUUCAGAGCUCCGGCUCGGAUGCUCCCAUGGAGAUCACGCGGCAGCCCAGCUUGGUGACCGAGGGCAUCACCGCCUCUCCGCCGGUUCCCGCCGAGAGUGGCCCCGACGGCGGGCACACCAAGAACACCAGCAGGACUCGGAAACUUUUCCCCGUCCUGGCGCUUCACUACGAGCAGGUGCACCUGCCCUUUGAGAUUACGCUCUGGAUCCUGCUGGCCUGCUUGAUGAAAUUAGGAUUCCACGUGAUUCCAACCCUUUCCAGCAUAGUUCCCGAGAGCUGCUUGCUCAUUGUCGUAGGACUGCUGGUCGGCGGACUCAUUAAAGCCGUGGGGGAAACCCCUCCAGUCCUAAAUUCCAAGGUCUUCUUCCUCUUCCUUCUCCCACCCAUCAUCCUGGACGCUGGUUACUUCUUGCCCUUGCGCCAGUUCACUGAGAACAUGGGCACCAUCUUGAUUUUUGCGGUGAUUGGGACAUUAUGGAACGCUUUCUUCGUAGGGGCUCUGAUGUACGCCGUGUGCCAGGUAGCUGAUCCUCUUUUGUCAAACAUUGGCCUCUUGCACAACCUGCUCUUUGGCAGCAUCAUCUCCGCGGUGGACCCUGUGGCUGUGCUGGCUGUAUUUGAAGAGAUUCACAUCAACGAACUUUUGCACAUCUUGGUGUUUGGUGAGUCGUUGCUGAAUGACGCCGUUACUGUGGUACUCUACCACCUUUUUGAAGAGUUUGUCGGCUUUUCAAAAGUCACCAUCACAGACAUCGUCCUGGGCUUCCUGAGCUUCUUUGUGGUGGCCCUGGGGGGCGUCUUUGUCGGGAUGGUCUAUGGCAUCAUUGGAGCCUUCACCUCCCGCUUUACCUCCCACAUCCGGGUCAUCGAACCUCUUUUCGUCUUUCUGUACAGUUACAUGGCAUAUCUGUCUGCAGAAGUCUUCCACCUGUCAGGCAUCAUGGCGCUGAUUGCCGCAGGGGUGGUGAUGCGCCCUUAUGUGGAGGCCAAUAUCUCCCACAAGUCCCAUACAACCAUCAAAUAUUUCCUGAAGAUGUGGAGCAGCGUCAGCGAGACCCUUAUCUUCAUCUUUCUUGGUGUCUCCACCGUGGCCGGGCAGCACCAGUGGAACUGGGCCUUCAUCAUUUGCACCCUGAUUUUCUGCUUGAUUGCCAGGGUUUUAGGUGUGCUGGUGUUGACGUGGUUCAUCAACAAAUUUCGCAUCGUGAAGUUGAGCCCGAAGGAUCAGUUCAUCAUUGCCUACGGUGGCCUGCGAGGGGCCAUCGCCUUCUCUCUCGGCUACCUGCUGGAUCAUGAGCAUUUCCCCAUGCGGAAUAUGUUCCUCACAGCGAUCAUCACAGUCAUCUUCUUCACAGUCUUUGUGCAGGGCAUGACCAUCCGCCCUCUGGUGGAUCUUCUGGCGGUGAAAAAAAAGCAGGAGACCAAGAGGUCCAUUAAUGAGGAAAUUCACACUCAGUUUCUGGAUCAUCUCUUGACGGGGAUUGAGGAUAUAUGCGGCCACUAUGGACAUCACCAUUGGAAGGACAAGCUAAACCGCUUCAACAAGAAAUAUGUGAAGAAGUGCCUGAUUGCUGGGGAAAGAUCCAAGGAGCCUCAGUUGAUCGCCUUCUAUCAUAAGAUGGAGAUGAAGCAAGCAAUUGAAAUCUGGAGCUCCUGCUUAGAGAGCCUUUCCCAUUUGCCCUUCCCCAAGGCAGCAACCAACUCCUUUUCACUUUGCAGGAAUAUCAAUCCAAAAACUUUGCCGAUCGAACGCAUUUUGCCAGCUCUGUCCAAGGACAAAGAGGAGGAGAUUCGAAAGAUCCUGCGCACCAACUUGCAAAAAACCAGGCAGAGGUUGCGGUCAUAUAAUAGACACACCUUGGUAGCAGAUCCUUAUGAAGAAGCCUGGAACCAGAUGUUGCUGAGAAGACAGAAGGCUCGGCAGCUGGAACAUAAGAUGAACAACUAUCUGACAGUGCCAACACAUAAAAUAGAUUCCCCAACCAUGUCAAGGGCACGCAUUGGUUCAGACCCUCUCGCUUAUGACCCGAAGCCGGAUUCUGACAACGUCCCCACCAUAACCAUUGACCCAGCGUCCCCCCAGUCGCCGGAGUCGGUUGAGUUGGUGAACGAGACCCUGAAAGGCACGAACUACCUUCCCCCCUCCCCAGAGGAAGAUGAAGAUGAGGAGGGGCUGAUAAUGAAGGUCAAGGAGUCAUCUUCUCCAGGCACAGACGACGUCUUUACUCCUGGGACAGGCGACAGUCCCAGCAACCAACGGAUUAUGAGAUGCCUGAGUGAUCCAGGGCCUCGGCCAGAUCCUGAAGAGGGGGAGCCCUUUAUCCCCAAAGGGCAGUAAGCUCCGCUAUGCACUACUAGACCUAACCUGUAGGAGAGGCUCUUGCACUCCUGUGCAAAUUACACACACACACACACACACACACACACACACACACACACACACACAGUUAUGGCAAUCUCUAUUUCUUUGUGUCUUUCUCUUCUCUGUCUCCUUCUCUUCAAUGCUGGAGCUUUGCUAGAAGGCAGCAGAGAGCCUCUAAAUGGAGCAUAUUUUGUGGCUGGAGGCAAUAGAUCUAGAAGUAGCCCCAAUUCCAUAUCCAAGGUCGGGAAUGCCAACCAUUCUAUCCAGAGAUGAUCUCCUCCUGGAUAGUAGCAUGCUCUGACUCACUGUUGCCUUCUCCCCUGGCAACUGCACCUUCUCGUUUCCUUCAGAGAAACAUCUUUGCUAUAAUUCCCUCCGCCCAGUUUCGAAAUACCGCAGAAGAGCUGAGGACCGUUGGGUGCUCAGGUAUAUUCAAGUGAUGCUGCAGGAUAUCCUGCAUGGGUAUUGGAUGGUCAUAGACACAUGCUGAGCCACUGGUUGACCAGUGGCUUCCAUACAUGUAGUUUCCAUCCUCAGCUCUAAUGCCAUGUUUCCUCCAUCUUUUCUUCUAAGCAGUAGAGUUUAUUCUUUAAUUUUUGUGGGCUUCUUUUUAAACCCCAUAAGCCAUCAAUAAUUGUUCUAAAUCAGGGGUCCCCAAACUUGGCAACUUUAAGACUUGUGGACUCCAACUCCCAGAAGUCUCCAGCCAGCUAUGCUGGGAGUUGAAGUCCACAAAGCUUAAGGUUGCCAAGUUUGGAGACCCCUGUUCCAAAUUGUUGGGGUUCCAAAUCUAGCAUCAUGAGUUUUGCCUUAUUUUAUGCUUUUAAUGGGUUUCCCCCCAUUUUAUUUGAAUACAAAUGAGCAAAUUAACCGUAACCAAAGAUUGCUCUUGUACCAAUUUUGAAUUAUGGCUAAGGUGGUCUGGGCACAUGAUGUCCAGCGCUCCAUUUAGCUGAUUGGGUAACUGGCCAUCCAAACGAGGAGCUGAUGAAGGUUCUGCAAGUGGAUUGGGCCACUCUUCUCACAGGGAAUGAUAGCACUGCAGUUGAGCACAUCUGGAGGGCGCCAGGGUGAAGGUCCCUCCGAUGUGUGUGUGUCCUUCUCUUGGCUGACUCACUCCUGAUUGUCCUUGCCUGAAACUGGGAGAUUUCCGUUAAAACCUGUGUUAACACAGCCAACGUGCAACUCCAAAGGCAGGUUUUGACCAAAGAUGAAUACGUGGUUGUACAUAAAGGGUUGCUUUAAUUUAUUUAUUUUUAGUUUUUAACAACAGAGUAAUCUUUCUUGAAGAGAAAGUUGCUAAAUUCCGUGGAAGACACUAGGAUGUCACUGAGGAGCUAUUCUACUACAUUUGGGGACAGUGAUAGUAUGCUUAUGACACAGGUUCUGUGUGUGUGUGUGUGUGUCUGUCUGUCUGUCUGUCUGUCUCUCUUUCUCUCUCUCUGUCUCUCUCUGUGA
Molecule: messenger RNA, 4722 nt
Organism: Thamnophis sirtalis
Lineage: Eukaryota; Metazoa; Chordata; Lepidosauria; Squamata; Natricidae
Source: RefSeq, a predicted model, not a curated record